CCAGCAAGCAUUAGGGCUGAUUUCAGUUUCGGAAAGUUUACGAAUCCAGAACAAAACAAAUGAGGGGUUGGGUAUUUAGCCCCUAAAAGUUACAACUAUCUACCCCUUUCCUUUCUCACUCUUUCCUUCUCUACGCUUGUUACUGUUUCUCAUGGCGAUUGGAAUCUUUUGGGCUACUGUCUGUCUUUUGAUAUUCCUCGGAGUUCUGAGUCUCGACGUCAUGGGGUUCUUCGGUAGAGGAAACAAAUUCCAGUUGGAAGGGCGGGUAUACUUCGAUGAUAUACAGUCUUCUCUAACGGGUGAAUGCUAACGCGCGGUUCGUAGACGGUCCUUCUCACCGGCGGGUCCUCCGGCAUGGGUCGCGAACUCGCAAAGAUGCUUUCUGAGCGCGGUGCGAACGUCAUAAUCGUUGCACGAGACAUCAAGAAGCUCCAAGACGCGCUCGAGUACGCAAAAUCCUUCGCCAAACACCCGGGAAGCCAGCGUUUCCAUAUUAUCUCCGCCGACGUCACAUCCGAAGCUGAAAAUGCCCGGAUACUAGCAGAAGCAACGGCCUGGAACAACGGCCAGGUUCCUGAGAUUGUAUGGGCGAAUGCAGGAGCGGCUACACCAGGACUAUUUGUGGAGACAAGUCUUGAGACCAUGCGGAAACAGAUGGACAUUAAUUACUGGGCUGCCGCAUACCUGGCGCACAAGACGCUAAAAGCGUGGCUCUAUCCCUCCACACCUUACCAAACACAAGACAAGAGCAGCAAGAAAAAAUCCGAGGCACCGCGUCACUUCAUUAUUACGUCAUCCUCAGUAGCGUUCAUAAACAUCGCCGGCUAUGCCCCAUACGGCCCCGCAAAGACAGCGCUUCGCGGUCUCGCAGACUCGCUCCGUUCGGAAAUCCUUCUAUACAAUGGAGCAAGGAGAUCGAAUGCAUCCACCGGCCAAACCCCACCGCCUUUCGAUAUCAAUAUUCAGGCAAUCUACCCUGGCACCAUCACUUCUCCCGGCCUAGAACUAGAAAAUGUGACGAAGCCUCAAAUCACACAUAUUCUCGAGUCGACGGAUCCAGUACAAUCCGAAGUCCAAGCCGCAGCGGCCGCGAUGAAGGGUUUGGAGAACGGGAAUUACAUGACGCCCACGAACUGGCUAGGAGAGUUGUUGAGGCUCAGCUCGCUUGGUGGUAGUCCUAGGGACAACAUAAUCAAGGACACCUUAGGGCAGUGGUUGACUAGUAUUGUGUGGUUGUUUGUAGGGCCUGAUAUGGAGGGUAAGGUGUGGGGACUUGGGAAAAAGGAGGGAAUGCCAGUUUUCAAGGAAGGUGGCAAGUGAAUUGAUAGGGUAGAGUCUACUGGCGGCCAGAAAAGGAAGCGAGAAACUAGAAUACCGCAUUGCGUUUGUCCUGCGUAGGACACUCUCAGCCGUCUCAUAGAUAUACUGGCAACAGCGUUUGCUAAUAUGCAUAUACCUAC
Molecule: messenger RNA, 1460 nt
Organism: Lindgomyces ingoldianus
Lineage: Eukaryota; Fungi; Ascomycota; Dothideomycetes; Pleosporales; Lindgomycetaceae
Product: NAD(P)-binding protein
Exons: 1
Coding region: 355-1320 (321 amino acids)
Biological process (GO): sphingolipid biosynthetic process
Cellular component (GO): endoplasmic reticulum membrane
Molecular function (GO): 3-dehydrosphinganine reductase activity
Source: RefSeq, a predicted model, not a curated record